AUGGCCACUAGUGGCGAAGCAAGCAGUAGCAGCCUCUGUGAGGACACGACGGCUAACUGCAACACACCUGCGGAGUCCUGCAGUAACAAACCCUCCUCCUGUGCACCGGAGUUGACCGAAUCCGCCGCUUCUCCACCAGGAGAAACAGAAUUGACGAGAUCAGCAACAAUAUACGGCAGCAGUGUGCCGCCUCUGAGUACGUACAGCUGUAGCCCGUUCUCGUUUGGCUACUCUUGGCUGCUAAGAAUUAGUAUUGUCUAUAGAUUCAUAAUUGGCGGUGUGUGGGGCUUUCAGGCCACAGCAUCUGUGUUUCUACUGCCGCAGCAACUGCUCCGGCUGUUCACUUUGGGCGGUUGUGGGCUGCUGCUGCUGCUCGACAUCGUCUCCGGGUUGCGGCAGACAUACACCCGACUGUUGCAGCAGCAGCAGCGGGAGUGGGUGCAGCGGAUGCUGCUGCUUCUGCGGCACACGGAGCAGCAAGACACCAAUCAGGUUCUCUUGAACCAACGGCAGCGUCUGCAGCAGCUUGUUGCUGCUGUGAGGCUAUGCAUUGCUGCUGCAGCCUCCUCUUCUGACUCUUCUGCUCUGAAGUGUGCGCCGGUGGGUUCAGGACCAGCAGGCGCAGCAGCAGAAGUGGAAGCUGCAGCAGUAACAGCAGAAGCAGCCGCAGCAGCAGCAGGAGCAGCCCCAGCAGCAGCAGCACAGCCGUCUAUUCCCCACGAAACCGAAGCUGCGGCUCAGUUAGCAGUGUCUGGAGAUGUGCAGCUAGCUGCAGUCGUCUUCGGAGCUCCUCCGGAGGCCAUAACUGCUGCAUGCGAUGUAGCACAGUUGCUGGAGGCUGAAAUGUUGAGGCAGUGCAAACUACAGCAGCAGCAACAAUCUCGAACAGCAGCUGCUGCAGCUGCUGCUGCUGUUGCUGCGGCUGGAGCCUUCCUAUGGGGGGCUGCGAAGUGUAUCAUCGUCUUCGUCGGCUGCGUUCUGCUUAUGCAUCUCUUCACAGACAUUCCUGCUGCUGCUUCUGUUGCAGCAGCAGCGGCAGCUGAUCCUCAACUCUCUCCUUGGUGGCUACUACUGCUUCAUGCACUCGCAAGAGGCUCUUUCGCUGCUGCUCUGAUGAACCAACACGUCAGCAGCUAUGUGGGAUUGACAUUUUGUCGUUCUCUUGACUACAAUACCAAAUGCAGCCGCAGAAAAAACAGCACCAGCAGCAGCGGCACCGAGCUUGCUCCGAAGCCGUUCAAUGUCCAUUUGCGCUUUUGUUUUGCCUUCUGUGCUCCCAUCAUUUGCUCACUUGUAGCCAACGCUGCUUCUGGUGUUGCAUUCGUCUCAGCAGCUGCUGCUGGAGAGCGACAUUGGGGUUGGGGAGGCCUCCUGCUCCUGCCCCUCGCUUUACUGCAGGCCGCACUGCAGCAAGUACUUCCACUGGAUUCUGUAGUUCUUCUGCCACUGAAACGGCAGCGAUCAGAAGCUGCAUUGCUGCUGUUGCUGCUACAGCAACACCAGCUCACCUGGUCAAUGCUGCCUAAGACGGAGGUGCUGCAGGAGUACUUUGCUGCAGGUACCUUAUUGACCGCAGCCGCCGCAGCAGCGACUUGCUGCAGCAAACUUUCUGCCCUGUGGGUUGCGCACAUGCGUUUGGAAGGUGCAGCAGAAGCAGCGGCAGCGGCUCAGCUGCUUGGGGUGAGAUCCGAGCGGCUGCAGCAACUGCCCUUAAGUGAACGGCUGCGCAGCAAAUGCCGAUGGGUAGCAGCAUCAGUGCAGUUGUUUUUUUUUCGUAUUCCUUGGAGAUGCGUUGGAUUUUUGCGCCGAUUAUUUGUAUUUGCUUUGGGGCUUUCUUGGCUGCUCCUGUUGCUGCAUGCCUUCCUGAACACGCCCCUGCUGCAGCGAAGCCAGGAAGCGGAGUUGCAUACUCCGUUGCAGUUGCUGCAGGAGGAGCUGCAGCAUCAGGAGGCAUGGGAGGGGCUGCAGCAGGCGUGGAACGAGAUAUUGGGUUUGCAACGAGAGGUGAGGGAGCGGCUAAGGGGCAAGAGCUGUUCAGAAGGAAUUGAGUGGCUGCUCCACCAGCUACAGCUAAGCUGGGAAGAGUACCUGCGAAGCAAGAGCGAACAAGCAGAUGAAUUGCAGCGUGCUCGUGAUCUCUUUGGUCUCUCCGAAGGCGCAUCGUCAACAGCAAUAAAGCAUCGCUACCGGCAAUUAGCCAAGCUGCACCACCCCGACCGUGCAGCCCAUAAUUCAUGCAGCAACAGCAACAGCAGCGGCAGCAGUGACAGCAAAGUGGCAGGCUGCGUCUGCGUGGAGGGUGCAGCAGAAAGAGGCCAGCAGCAGUGCACUUCUCGCCAGGAAGCGAUGCAGCAGAUCAAUCUGGCUUACGAAUUACUGCUGCAGCACGCAGGUGAGAGGUGA
Molecule: messenger RNA, 2403 nt
Organism: Eimeria maxima
Lineage: Eukaryota; Apicomplexa; Conoidasida; Eucoccidiorida; Eimeriidae
Exons: 1
Coding region: 1-2403 (800 amino acids)
Source: RefSeq, a predicted model, not a curated record